AUGGGCGACAGCCAGCCAGUCCAGUUGGAACGGUCAGUUCUCAUUCUGUAUGGCUCUGAAACAGGCAAUGCGCAAGAGGUCGCCGAGGAAUUGGGUGCCUUGACGGAGCGGCUUCGUUUUGCGACGCAUGUGUCUGAAUUGAAUCAAUACAAGCCGCAAGCCCUGUUCUCAUACACCUUUACGAUAUUUGUGGCCUCGACUACCGGACAAGGCGAUUUACCGGCCAACGCGAGAUCCUUCUGGAAGUCGCUUUUGUUGAAGAAGCUUCCUCCAACCUUUUUAAAAGGCAUAAACUUUGCUUGUUUUGGAUUGGGAGAUAGCUCUUAUCCCAAGUUCAAUUGGGCAAUCCGCAAGCUUUAUAAACGACUACUGCAGCUCGGUGCAAAUGAGAUCUAUCCCACUGGCGAAGCAGAUCAGCAACAUCCGGAAGGACUCGAGGCUACAUUCCUACCAUGGAUGACCGACUUCCGAAAGCAGUUGUUGGAUAGGCACCCUCUACCAGAAGGACAGCACCCAAUUCCAGACGAUGUACAGCUACCCCCGAAAUGGACGUUGCAGGCGAAGAAAGGAAAUGAUUCCGUCCCAACGUCCAAACCAGUUGUCGAAAACGAACAUCAAACGCACUCAGAUGAAUAUCCCGGGCUACAUCAACUCGAUCAUGACUUACGUCCUAUCCCACAUACCCUAUCCGCAACAUUAACCCAAAAUCGGCGUGUGACUCCGCAAAAGCAUUGGCAAGAUGUGCGCCUUGUUACCCUGACCGUCCCAGAGUCCGUAUCCUACGUUCCGGGAGAUAUGAUCACAAUCACGCCGAAGACCUCUCCAGCUGAUGUUCAAGCAUUUAUUGACCUGAUGGGCUGGAACGACCAGGCAGAUAAACCUAUUUACCUCGUUCCAACAGGAGAUAUCCCAUCUCCACCACCGAUUCCCGAUCUCGACUCAUAUCCCAGCCUUACGCUCCGUACUCUCCUGAUAGAUUAUCUCGAUAUCAAAGGGAUACCUCGAAGGUCCUUCUUUUCCACCAUUGCACACUACACGAAUGAUGAAAUGCACAAAGAAAGGUUAUUAGAACUCACGAAUCCAGAAUAUCUCGAUGAGCUAUGGGACUACACUACGCGGCCACGACGGAGUAUCCUUGAGAUCCUGGAUGAGUUCCACACAGUCAAGAUUCCCUGGCAGCAUGCGAUCUCUGUACUUCCAGUCAUGCGCGCACGACAGUUCAGUAUUGCCAGUGGCGGGAGCCGCAAGAAAACUGCCGAUGGAAAAACCCAAUUCGAACUUCUCAUCGCCAUCGUCAAAUAUCAGACAGUGAUCAAGAGAAUCCGGGAAGGCGUUUGCACCAAGUAUCUCUCCGUUCUCCGACCAGGUAGUACACUGAAGGUCCAACUACAACCCGGCGGUCUCAAUUCCUCAAUACAACAACUUACAGCAGCAACUGUACUCAUUGGACCAGGGACAGGAAUUGCACCGCUGCGCUCUAUGCUUUGGGAGAAGGCAGCGCUUGUCCAAGCCUUCCGCGAGCAGAAUCCCGGCGUCAACCCUCCCAUUGGACCAACUGUCCUACUCUACGGUGGGCGGAACCGCGAAUCAGAUUUCUUCUUCGAGAAUGAUUGGACUGAACUCAGCAAGAUCAUUCCGCUUCAGGUUCUCACUGCGUUCUCGCGUGACCAGCAGCGCAAGGUCUACGUACAAGAUACUGUUCGGGAGAACUUCCCGCUCUUCUUCAGCCUUCUGCAUGAUAUGAAAGGAUCGGUUUACAUAUGUGGUUCUUCGGGACGCAUGCCUCAGGCUGUGCGGGAGGCCCUCAUUGAAGCGUUCCAGCAUGGAGGGGCUCCGGUACCAGGGCAUCCUUUCAGCAGAGCACAAGCUGAGGAGUAUUUGAUUGGGAUGGAGCAGAUUGGAAGAUAUAAGCAGGAGACGUGGUGA
Messenger RNA from Penicillium canescens, 1926 nucleotides. RefSeq names its product NAPDH-dependent diflavin reductase (gene tah18). NCBI's taxonomy places the organism in Eukaryota, Fungi, Ascomycota, Eurotiomycetes, Eurotiales, Aspergillaceae. The record is from RefSeq and is a predicted model, not a curated record. Gene Ontology annotation, molecular function: NADPH-hemoprotein reductase activity; flavin adenine dinucleotide binding; FMN binding. The coding region runs from base 1 to 1926 and encodes 641 amino acids. The transcript is spliced from 4 exons. Gene Ontology annotation, cellular component: cytosol.